GGAUUGUUGGGAAGCAGUCGGGGUAGGACGCUCCGGAUCCUGAUGGACACGGGAUUGUUUGCCAGGAAUCUGGCCCGGACGUGCCGGAGGGGUGGGAGCCCGUGGCGGCAGCGGGAGAGCGGAGCAGCCUCCGCAGCGGGGUGGCCGAGCCCCGGCACUCAGCGCGCCCGGGGCCGCGGUUCCUGCGGCCACCUGGGGCUGGCUCCGGAGCUGGAGCCCCAUGGAGCCGGGACUGGCACUGGCCCGGGAGCGGGGGAUAAAGCGGCCCCACGGGACCGGGCACAGAGCCACCGGGAGAUGGAUAGGACCCCUCCCAUCCACGGACCCGGAGGUCUUGGACUUGCAGAGGUGUCCCGCAGGUACCAGACUCAAAGGCAAGGGAGCAUGGAAAGAAAAUGCAGAGAGAUGGAGUCAGUGCUUGGAGGAAGAGGACCAUGUGGAAGCUCAAGAAACAGAUUUUCCAACCUGGUUUUCCUAGUGACAAGUCAAAUCCUCAUGGAUGAAGGAAACCCCUCCUGGGCUGAUAACACCCCUUUGGAAAGUGAUCUGAAGAGUUUCCUCUCCUUCUUUCUAAUACUGGAGGGGUUUGUUCCUGACCUGCCAGCACCAGUGGGACCCAGUCCAGGGAAUGCUGAGGAGAUGCCAGCAGGGACAAAGGUGAAGCCCAGCGAGGUCCCAGGAGCCACCAGCCCCAGGGGACACAGCUCUGAAUUUCCAUAGCAAAGCCCCCUGUCGUUUUGCUGCCUUUGAGGAAUUUUCUCUUUUUCCUGAGAAAUUCAAAGUGCUGGGUGUGAUUUCCUGCCCACCUGGCAGGGAACCUCCCGUGGCUCUGGGAAAGGGAGGCUCCAGCCCCUGUCCCGGAGCUCGGUGGGGACGUGGGGUGACACAGAGACACCGGGCAAGUGUCACAGGCAGGUGGCCACCAGCAGCACCUCCUCACUGGCCACGUUUGCCCACUUGACCCUGGAGCACAUCCAGGUGGAUGGGUGGGUCUGUGCCCCCUCCCCAGGGCCGUGUGAGAGAUCUGCACCCCAGUUUGGAGCCACCCCUUGCAAAAGGAGGGGGCAGAACCCCGAGGGGCAGGGGAAUGCCAGACACCCCGGUCCCUGUUGCUCUGCAGGGAUGAAAAUAAGCACACACAUCUGGUUCCCUGAGGAAUUUCACAUCUUGCUGGCUGUGAGGAAAACCUGACAGGGAUGCAGCCCGGGCAAAAUCAGCUCAGCCUCUUGUUCCCAAACACAGAAUAAGUGAGAAAUAUCCAUGCUGGAAGAGCAACCCUAGCCGAGGAGAGGCUGAGGAGAGAGAAAAGGGCUGCUCACUGCAGUGCCCAGUGAUGACAUUUAAAGGCAGGUUGUCCCCAGUGCUGGGUGACACAAGAAAGGGGAAGGACAGCAUUGAGCAGGGGUUGUUCUUCAUCCCAGGAUCCCAAAGGCAGCAGGAAUUGUCACUGUCUUGCUGCUUCACCCGCCUGCUGCCUGCUCCCUUGGGCUCCUACCAGUGCUGGGGCCUUCCAGGCACUCUGGUGAUGAAUUAGAGGGGCUUGGAGGCCACACAGAGUGGAACAGAGUGGGACAGAGCAGCUCUGCAUCACCUCUGGGGUCAUUGCCAGCCUGCAUCCAAACGCCAGAGCCAUGCUGGGAGCUGUGUGGUGGUGAGAACACCAGGGAACAAGGUGGAGAUGACCUUGAUGGCACUGAACACCCCCUGGCACCAUGGCACUGGGGUUGUCACCAGGGUGGUCACAGCUAACAGGGCUGGGUGGCUACAGGGCUCGUUACCUGGGGACACAAAAUGCCUGGGAAACACCCCUGACCCUCUUGCCAUGGGUUUUUGGGCUGCUAUUGAUGAUGGCUGGGAGGGAGGCUGGAGUGGCCUCGGGACAGGUGUGGAGAGGGCACAGCAAAGAGCAUCCUCUGGCAGGUGCAUGGAGGGAGCACAGAUGGUGUAAUGGAGGGGGUGGAGCAGCAGCUCCAAACCCAGCACUGCCUGGGAAAGAUGGAGCAGGGGUGGACUGGCAGAUGUGGAGAGACAGGCUCCAGAGGGACCCAUCAUCAGCGCCUCUGAUAUCAGCAGGACAAACAGGCAGGGCCUCAGGAGCAGUUUGUCCAGGAGCAGGGAGAGGCUGCAGGGCUCUGCCCACACUGGCACUGCCGUGCCUGGCUGAAAUGCUCCUUCACAGAAUCACAGAAUGCCUUGGGUUGGAAGGGACCUUAAAGAUCAUCUGCCUUUGGUCCAGGGAGCAGCCAGCCAAUGUGUCCUGAGCCCUCCUGUGUGUCCUGAGUGCUCCUGUGUGUCCUGAGUGCUCCUUCCCACCUGUCCCUCCUCCCAUGCUCAGCUGGGACAGACCCUCCUUGGCUGCCUGCUCACAGUGCUCUGUUCCUGGAGCUCCUCAUCCUGGCCCUGUCCUGGCACAGAUCCUGCCUCUA
Molecule: messenger RNA, 2426 nt
Organism: Onychostruthus taczanowskii (white-rumped snowfinch)
Lineage: Eukaryota; Metazoa; Chordata; Aves; Passeriformes; Passeridae
Exons: 4
Coding region: 43-720 (225 amino acids)
Source: RefSeq, a predicted model, not a curated record